Molecule: messenger RNA, 2798 nt
Organism: Alosa alosa (allis shad)
Lineage: Eukaryota; Metazoa; Chordata; Actinopteri; Clupeiformes; Clupeidae
Gene: slc41a3
Product: solute carrier family 41 member 1
Exons: 11
Coding region: 299-1753 (484 amino acids)
Biological process (GO): monoatomic cation transport
Cellular component (GO): plasma membrane
Molecular function (GO): monoatomic cation transmembrane transporter activity
Source: RefSeq, a predicted model, not a curated record
GAGACCAUAGAGAUUUAUGCUCUGUUAUCUUUUGGUCAACAUGAUCUUCAUAGACAAAAAUCUCGAAUAUUGCUUAAGAACGCACUUGGAUACAUUUUUUAACUCGUCAUCCUUUAACAGUCUAUCUGGCUGGUGUAGCCUAUUUGGAAUAACGUUAGACUACUACUUGAACUUUCAAGGGUUUGAAUCGCUUCACCCAAUUUCAUCGAUCUGGGCCUCCAGUAAUGACACUUUUUGGAAACUGGGUACCUAUUUAAUGAACCAAAAUGUAAAGUGGCAGAGGAACUGAGACGCCAUCAUGCCUGGAGAUGAAGUCCGUCAGAGGAAAGGGCGGUCCAAAAAGGCUAAAAAGGGAAGGGGCAAAGGUCAGGGUAGUGCCACCAAUGAGAAGUUGGCAGGUUUUGAUGCCCAAGAUGAUACCCAGCUGCUGCCUCCUCCAAUACCACCACCCAAAAAGCCUGUGGAAGAGAAGGUCAAGCCAGCACAGGCCAAAGCUGAGGAGGAGUCAUCCAUAUCCAUCUGUCUACAGGUGCUCUUCCCCUACCUGCUUGCAGGGAUGGGGAUGGUGAUGGCUGGCAUGGUGCUUGACUCUGUACAGCACUGGGAGGUGUUUAAAGUCAUCACUGAAAUAUUUAUCCUGGUUCCAGCUUUGGUUGGAUUGAAGGGCAACUUGGAGAUGACCCUAGCGUCUAGGCUGUCCACUGCUGCAAACACUGGACAAAUGGAUGACCCAAACCAGCAGUGGAUAAUGGUGUGCAGUAAUCUGGCUCUAAUACAGGUUCAGGCCACAGUGGUGGGCUUCCUGGCUGCCCUGGCUGCAGUGGUGCUGGGGGCAUUCUCUCGAGGUGGAGUGGAACUGGACCAGGCGGCCGUGCUAUGUGCUAGUAGUGUGACCACUGCUUUUGUGGCAGCAUUGUCCUUAGGUCUGGUGAUGAUUGGAGUGAUCAUCGGCUCCAGGAAGGUGGGAAUCAACCCAGACAAUGUGGCCACCCCAAUAGCGGCCAGCUUAGGAGACCUCAUCACCUUGUCCCUGCUAGCUGGAGUCAGCAGCACUCUGUUUGAACACAGAGGCGUGUGGUACCUGGCCCCGCUUGUGUGUGUCUUCUUCCUCGUCCUGAUUCCUGUGUGGGUGGUGAUCGCUCGGCGGAGCCCACAGAUCCGUGAGGUCCUCAAGUCCGGCUGGCAGCCUGUCAUCGUGGCCAUGUCCAUCAGCAGUUUUGGAGGUCUUAUUCUUGACAAGACAGUCAGUGACCCUAAGUUUGAGGGGAUGGCUGUUUUUACUCCUGUCAUCAAUGGUGUGGGGGGUAACUUGGUUGCCAUUCAGGCGAGCCGCAUCUCUACCUAUCUCCACUUCUGGAGUGUGCCAGGGGUGCUGCCCUACAAGAUGAGGCAGCACUGGCCCAACCCCUGCGUCACCUUUUUCUCCUCAGGUGUGAACUCCAAAUCGGCAAGAGUGCUGUUUCUGCUGGUGGUGCCUGGUCAUUUAGUUUUCCUGUCAGCAAUAAGUCUUCUUCAGGGAGGACACACUGCCAUCACGGUUGCCUUUACCUGCUGUUACCUCUUUGCUGCUCUUCUUCAGGUGGGGAUCCUUCUCUAUGUGUCUGACGUGAUUGUGAGAUUCAUGUGGAGAAGGGGGCUGGAUCCAGACAACUUUUCCAUCCCGUACCUGACUGCCCUGGGGGACUUGCUGGGGACGGGCUUCUUAGCCCUGUGCUUCCACCUGGUCUCGCUGGUGGAGGGCCUUGGCUUGUGAACAUUAGGCCCCUUCCCUGGGUCUCCCCAUGUGACCUGUCUCUGGGACUCUCAAGAUGCCAGGCAUUUGAUCUCUCCCACCUGAGGCACAGUUUAGCAGGCUGUCAGCCCACUGGGGUGACACGAGGACGUAGGACUCCACUUGGCUCAUCAAGAGGGUAUUACUUGCCUGGAAAAACCUGUCGACCUGCACUGGUGACAACUCAUUUACCAGGAAGCAUCAUCUAAAUUAUUUCAUUAUAAUAAAUGCUUACACACACCCACACACACAACUGGAUUACACUGGAUUAGACGUGACUGGACUAUUAAUUGACUUAAUUGUCAUUGCCAAAAUUAUUACUUUUGUGCCACGUAUGAUAUGAAUUAGAUAAUGUUUACAGUAUUCAUGGAUGCAGGAAGCAUUGGCUAUUUGCACAGUGUAGUAGGGUGUAAGAAAAAAAAACAUUCUUGUCAGUUUUUCGGUACCCAAUUGUGAAAUGACAUUGGGUGAAGUUAGAUUGUUAAAUAUAAGCAUUGCAUAACAUAGCAGUACAGCUUUAACUAUGUCUGUAACCCUGGCUUGUGGUUACCAUCUCUAUGAGGUGAACAUACGAUUAAAACGACAUGACUUGUGCUUUGCUUGCACAUUAGGAAUAUAGCGUUUCAUACACUUGACUUUAUAUUUCCUUAAAAAGUAUGCUAAAUUUGAUACCACAUUCAGUAGGCCUACCACUUCUUGUUGUAAAUCCCUAAUUAACUUCUACAUUUGAAAAUGUUAUUUUAUUUUUAAUAUCAUUAUGAAAUAGUUUCAUGUUUGUUUCCAUAUAUUUAAACAUUAUUUAAAAAUGCGCAUUUUUGUGAAAUUUUCUUGUAAAUAUGGCAGCAGUAUUACAGUCAAAUAAAUACAAUCUACACAUAUUUUGUUUUCAAAGUGUUCACAAGCGUUCCCUCCAUAGAGAAGCUUCCGUGCGUUCACGUUCUUUAACACAUGGGAAAUGUGUGUGUUUGAUGGUCUUGAAUGUUCACUGUAUCAUUGCUGAGAAGACAAUAAAGACAUCCUACCAUAA